CCACCCCACCCCACCCCGGCCGUCCGCCCCCGCCUUCCCCCGCGCUUUACCCCUCCCCCGUUCCUACCACCUCAAGAUCCGAUCCAUCUCCAGUGUGAUCCCCCGGCUCCUCCUCGUGACCCCCGACGACGACGACAACGGAGGCCAGCUCAGUGGCUCGCUCGCUCGCUCGCUUUCUCUCCCCCAAAUCACAGCUUUCUACCAUUACCGGCCAGACCGAGCCGCAGGGCACUGCUACGAGUAGAACCGUAGAAGUAGAAACUCACCACCGGCCACCCACCUACUACUAACCGAUAGAUAUAGAUAGGCAGAGGCGGGGUAUAGGAAACGGGAGAGAGCAGCAGCAGCGUAGUAGUAGUACUACUGCGACCACCACCACCACUACCGCCGUGCUGCAGGUCUCUAUCUACCCAGUGUCCACCUGCGGCUCUCCUUCGCCCCGCUCCCUCCCUCCCCGCGCUCCACUCUCUCUCGACUCGUCGUCGCUCCCUUUCUCGCCAGGUGAGGCAGCCGCAGAUCUGCUGCUGUUGAUCCCCGGCUCGGAUCUUGAUGAUUUGGGGGCUCUUCUUCAAGUGAUUGCUGUCACUUCUCUGGCCUACCUCUACCUGGAUAUUGGAUUCAAUCAGGUGGUAAUUUCUCCUGUUGCUCAUACACGAGACUGAAAAGGCGUGCAUGUUAUGUUAAACCGUCACAAAGAUGGCGACAAAAGGACAGCUUGUUAGAGAAAGGAAUGUGAAGAUCACAUCAAGCCGUGAAGGUCGUCAGAGGGGUAAUUCACAGUCAGAACAAUUAGUGCAAGUUCCAAAGCAAAAGGACUCGGCAGCCAGUGGAAACAUUGAUGGAAAAUUUGAAGAUAGAAUCAGAGUUGUGAAGAAUGACAAGAUUCGUAGGCAGCGAGAACCUCGAAAUGCAGAAGGGAAGAGCUCAAAACCAUGGCCUGCACGAAAAGCAACUACUGUUGAUGAACUUGUCAAGCAUAUGUCCAAAGUUCCUUCGUAUUUACAGCGCAAAGAGAUGGCUGACCAUCUUCAGGACAAGGCGCUGAAUGUUGGGGUUCUUGAGUGGGGCCUUCUCGCAAGGUGGUCUCACGAACAAAAACAUGAGCCCUAUAGCAGCCAUGGAGCCUCUUCAUCUGAUACCAGCAGAUCUGUUCUAUUCUCUUCUCCAUCUCAUUCUUCUGCAAGCCCCAGCAGCAAGUCUCUUGAUAGCAAUCAAUCUCCACUGAAUGACCAGCAGCACUGUUUUAUGAAGUCUCAGCAAAGCAGUCCUGUGGACAAACACCAUGAGAAGGCCAAUCCACCUAGCCCAAAUUCUGCAGUGUUGAGCUUGUUGCCAGGGCAUGGCAAGUGUAUUCGUGCAGAGAACAAUGGUGGCUUAAAUCUCAGCGAGUUUUCUCCCCCAGCAGACUCUCUGAUUGCUGCCUCUGGGAGUUGCACGCCGCAUGAUAUGGUUGAUGAUGAAGAUGCUACAAGGAAGCUAGAGGAGGCUGUUCAUCACUGUUCGCGCAGGCUUUUUACAGAUGAUGAUAACACCAGGAGAAGUUUCUUCACACCCAAUGACGAUGAUUCCAUGUGUGUCAACCCUCUGCAGAGCAAUGGCAUCAGUGGUCUAGUACCUAGUGCUGUGAUGGAAGCAGAAAGAAAUGGCAGUAGGUCACCUGUCGGUUUCUUGGAGGAUAUUGGCCAAUCCCCUGAACUUACUCGUAUUCCAUACUCAUGUCCACUCCCCCUCAUGGAUUCCACUGAAGAGCUUGGCGCCAGUAGCUCUGCAACUAGAGAUGCUUUUGUUAGUGCAGCUGUAACAAGAGGUGAACAUGGUAACAGACACAAAUCUCCUGUUAGUGUCUGCAAGAAACCUCUCCUGAUUAGCUCAAAGUUCACUGAUAUGGAUGUGCUGCCUGAUCGUCAUCUUGUUUCUGGGCUGAAUGGAAUGGGCAGAUGCUCUAGCCUGAAGGAAGCACCAUCUCCCCGACAACCUGACACCUCUGUGGAUAAGAUUAAUGAGGACAAGCGAUCAAACAGCAGAGGUAGACGCAGCCCAUUGAGGAGGAUGUUAGAUCCUCUAUUAAAGCCUAGGCAACCAUCCACUUCUGUUGCACCAAUUCAAGCUUCAUUUGUUCCAAAGUGUCAUCUGUCAAGCAGUAUUAAUAAGCAAUCGAUUAACUUGGAAGGCUCUGGAUCACAAAAUGUGCAGCGUAGGUCAGUUGAUGCAGUAGUCAAUUCAAAUAACCAUGCUGAAGCAAACAUAAAUCAGCCUCCUCGUGUGCUGUUGAACAGUGAGAGGUACCUCAACCAAGAAAGGGAUUCAACAAGAACAAGGCAAGCGCUUCUGCAGCUAGCAUGGAAAAACGGCUUACCUUUAUUCAUGCUUUCUUACGGUGAUUCUGAUAUCCUGGCGGCCACUGUGAGAAGGAAAGGAACCUCUGAUAAGGAUGAUCUGGAAAGUGCAUAUACUUUAUUCACUGUUGAAGAGCCCAAGAAAAAAAGUGGAGCUUGGAUCACAGCAGGUAAUAAGAACAAGAAGCAUCAACUGGUAUCCAGUAUUGUUGGGGAAAUGAGGAUCUCACGACGAAAAUCAAGAUGCUGCCACGCAAACGAUUUUCAUGUGCACAGGGAAUUUGUGCUGGUUGGUUCUGAACUGCUACCAACACCUGAGGAACCUGGCGAUUCACACAUUAGCAGAGAAAUUGGGGCUUUUAUCAGCGCAGUUCCUCAAACAGCAGAAACUCCUCAUCAAUCAUCUUCACAGAAUUCUGGCCGAGGUAGUUCAGCACCAAUUGGCUGCUCUUGCCCUCCUCUGGGAAACAUCUACGGUAACAUGACAAAUGCUAGUUCAGCUCCAGCCAGUGUUAUUGCCAUACUACCGAACGGCUUCCACGGCGCAUCAACUUCUGGACAGCCUUUACCUCUGAUGGAGAGGUGGAGAGCCAGAGGAUCAUGUGACUGUGGUGGGUGGGAUGAAGGUUGCACGCUGAGUGUCCUCACCGACAACACCCAAGGAAACCAAGGAUGCAAGUCUAAUCAGGUGAACCAAACGCAGGAUGGCAGUCAUCGAUUCGACUUGCUCUCUCAGGGUCGAUCACGGGAGGAUCGGCAUGCCUUCAGCAUGGUUUCGUUUAAAGAAGGGUUAUACGCAGUCGAAUUCAGAUCAUCCAUUGCUCUACUUCAGGCCUUCGCAAUGUGUAUAGUGAUGCUUCACGGGAGGAGCCCUGUGAGGACGCAGGCCGAUUUGCCAGCCUCGCAAGACGAUGCAGUCUUUGCCGAUCAUAAGCUGAAGGCUAUGGCAGCAGCCGGCCAAGGUAGAGCUCCGGCCAGCUAUGUGCCGCGUCAGCCACCUCUAUCUCCCGUAGGGCGAGCCUAGCCAACAAGCUUGCCGCCAUAAAAAUGAUGUGUUCCUUUUCAUUUUUCUCUUGUAAUUUGAGCAGUGCUGCUGGACCAAUAUAUGAUGGUCCUUGUGCGAUUCUCACACAUGGCAAGUGAUGAAUCUUAUGGAACUGGCUUUAGGCAUAAGCUAUAGCUAGCUGUACAUGUAAAUGUGACUGUGAUGCUGCUGCAAGGCUCAUCUCAGUGCUUAUUUACCCCUUUCAUGUGCUCUCUUCUGAGUGACUGACAGUCAAUCCCAUGCAGUAAUGGUAUGCUUAUUUACUACUAAUAGUGAUCUAAGAGCAACUCCAACGGGCCGACCCAAACGGACGGUGUUUUUGUUCGUUCGGAUCAGCCUGCCGCCUGCUCUCUUUUAGAUUUGGAUUGGCAGUGCGCCCAACGGGCCGACCCAUUUCAUGACCGCGCGCGCUUUACAUCAUGCCAGCGGCCAUGCCGUCGCCCUGGCUUUGGCGCUCCAGCGCGCGGGAAAGGUUCGUGCGCGCGGGUUUUGGCGCUUCAGCCCGCGGAAAAGGUUCGCGCGGGGGAAAAGCGGCCUAGCACAUGCUGGUUUUGCAAACGCCGCGGGGGAAAAGCGGCCUAGCACAUGCUGGUUUUGCGAACGCCGCGGCCGACGCUCGUUAUGAGAAGGCGCUCCCUUCAUACUCUGUCCAUCGCCCACUCGUCUCGCCCUCUCCUCACUAGCCUCGCCACCUCUGCGCCACCAUGUCGAUGCGCCGCCUGGGCACUUCGGAUUUUCGCGGAGUCCGCGAGCGCCCUCCGGCGCCUUCUCCUCCGAGAUCUGGUUUGAAAGAAACGCCUCAUCCUCGUCACCUUCGACACCGCAGAGAAGGCGGCCCGCGCGCACAACGCGGCGGCGUGGCGCCUCCUAAGGCCUCGUCGGGAUAUGAAUUUUCCCGACGUGUCGAGCCAGCGGGCGCAGGACCUCGCGCCUCUCCCGCGGCUUUUUACCGACAAGGAUCAUCGUGUCCAUCGGAGGCGGCAGCGUCGCCUCGCCAUCGCCGAGAUGGACAUGGAAGCCAUGGUGGUGUGGCGCGAACGCUCCCGCAGGACAUCGUCGAUGAGCGCCAGUUCUACAAGUAUAGGAGGACGGAGCGAGCCACCUCUCAGGAGGACAAGCGUGCGCGGAAGCAAGCCGCUCAAUUGAAACUGAAGCUACGAGAAACGUCGGGUUGGGACUUGGAAGACGAGCAGCAUGCUAACGCCUACAUUCAGACGUCGGAGGAGGACAUUACCGAGUCGAAGUCGGAAAGCCACGAGUAGUCGGUCUUUUCUUUUAUCUAUGUACGCUAGAACUAUCUAUGUAUCCUUUUUUUUAUCGAAAUAAUGGCCGGCGGCGUCAACGACGAAGCAGGCGGGCGAGGGUGUGAUGUUUGAUGUGGAAAGGCCAAUGUGUCACCGACCAGCGGGCUCGAAGAAGAAAGAGGGCGAGCGCGCGCGUCCGUCUUGUGUCCGCGCCGAUGCAAAUCCGGCUCAAAAAUAGGCCAGGAAUGGGUCGGCAGGCGGAUGAAAACGGACGCGUGUUCGUUAGGGUCGGCGUGUUGGGCCGAUCUUUUUGUCCGCGCCGACCCAAACGGAUGGCGGCGGACGAAAUGGUCGCCCCAUUGGAGAGUUGCUCUAAAAGGUUUUAUAUUACUCCCUCGGUAACUAAAUUUAAGGCCUCCUUUGGUUUAGAGGAAUCUUGUAGGAAUUUCAUAGGAUAGGAUUUCUAUAGGAAAAAUUCCUUUAGAGCCCUUUGGUUUGUAGGAAUGGAAUCCUAUUCCUGUGAAGGAAUUCUUCCUAUCCUCCACAUUUCAUAGGAAAAUAAACAUUAGUCUAGACUCAAUGGAAAAAAUCCUAUGAUGUGAAUCAUAUAACAUCUUCUUUUUUAUUCCUACUCAUAGGAUUUGAGAUACAUGUCAUCUCAUUUCCUAUGACUUUUCUAUUCCUAUAAUUUUUCUAUUCUAUGAACCAAAAGAAGCCUAAGACUUCUAUUUAGUUAGAUGUAGUACAUUCUUAUUCAGAGGUAGUAGUUCCUAGUGCUCCAGGAAGCCGUCCCUGUGGCGUCAUCCAUUUUCUUCAGAAAAAGGCAUGCUUUAUCUCGUCAUACAUUUUCUUCAGACAAAGGCAGGCUUUGAAGACAAGUUAAUGUCCAUUAUGUGACCAAGCAGAAGUGGGAGAUUCUUUUAGAUUUACAUUGACGGAGCUUCGUUGAGCUCAUUACAACACAUCUUCUAUAAUUAGAGUAUACACCUAGCCCGAAUCACUCACUACUACUGUACGUAGCUCACUCCCAAUUCUAGCUUAGGCUUUAUCCACACCU
Triticum urartu is the source of this 5682-nucleotide messenger RNA. RefSeq lists its product as uncharacterized. NCBI's taxonomy places the organism in Eukaryota, Viridiplantae, Streptophyta, Magnoliopsida, Poales, Poaceae. The record is from RefSeq and is a predicted model, not a curated record.